CCGAAUUUUCUUUCAUUUAGGUGAUCUAUAUAUAUCUAUAUCGUAUAGCCUAUAGCUUAUAUCUAUUUUAAAUAACUUAAAGCCGCUAAAAUUUGGGGGGGAACAGCCUUCGCCCUGGAGCGGUGCGCGAUGCUGUCUCACGCCGACCUCCUGGACGCCAGGCUAGGUAUGAAAGAUGCGGCGGAGCUGCUGGGCCACCGGGAGGCGGUGAAGUGUAGGCUGGGCGUGGGCGGCUCCGACCCCGGGGGCCAUCCGGGGGACCUGGCGCCCAACUCCGACCCCGUGGAGGGAACCACUCUGCUACCCGGGGAGGACAUCACCACCGUGGGCUCCACUCCGGCCUCGCUGGCGGUGAGCGCCAAAGACCCGGACAAGCAGCCCGGGCCCCAGGGCGGCCCGAACCCCAGCCAAGCCGGCCAGCAGCAGGGCCAGCAGAAGCAGAAGCGCCACCGGACGCGCUUCACCCCCGCGCAGCUCAACGAGCUCGAGAGGAGCUUCGCCAAGACGCACUACCCGGACAUCUUCAUGCGCGAGGAGCUGGCGCUGCGUAUCGGGCUGACCGAGUCCCGGGUGCAGUAUAGCAGCGGCCCGAAGACAGUCCUCCAAAGCGAGGCUCGGCGUCGUGGAGCUGCCGGGCUCACCUCCUUCCUCCGGAGAAGGCGCCUCCGCAGCUCCCAGGCGACCGGGCCCAGCGCGCAGCUCAGCCAGAGCUUGUGCCAUUGA
This is a messenger RNA of Carlito syrichta (Philippine tarsier), 723 nucleotides long. RefSeq names its product homeobox protein orthopedia. Gene Ontology annotation, biological process: neuron differentiation. Bases 130 to 723 code for a protein of 197 amino acids. NCBI's taxonomy places the organism in Eukaryota, Metazoa, Chordata, Mammalia, Primates, Tarsiidae. The record is from RefSeq and is a predicted model, not a curated record. Gene Ontology annotation, molecular function: DNA binding. The transcript is spliced from 3 exons.